This is a messenger RNA of Humulus lupulus (European hop), 1341 nucleotides long. RefSeq names its product actin cytoskeleton-regulatory complex protein PAN1-like. The coding region runs from base 1 to 1341 and encodes 446 amino acids. Lineage: Eukaryota; Viridiplantae; Streptophyta; Magnoliopsida; Rosales; Cannabaceae. The record is from RefSeq and is a predicted model, not a curated record. The transcript is spliced from 3 exons.
AUGUUCUUCCCAUGCCUUCCAAUUGAACAAGCAAUGUCUGCACCCACUGGAAACGUUCCUGGGACUGGGAAUGGUCCACCAUUGCCCAGAAUUCUCGAAGAAAACACUCCCCAAAUGGAGGCAACUCCCAAACAGCCUGACAAACAACCAACGAAUGAGGAAAGUCAUGUCGAAGGGAGUGUGUCAUUGACUCCACGAGAACUUGGCCAGGGGUCAAGGCCACCUAACGAAGAUUACUAUAAUCCCGAGAGAUAUGUGCCAAUGGUGGAGUUGGAUAAUCGAAGGUUGCGAGAAAGUUUGGCUAAGGCAAUGCGGCAAAAUGAAGAGAUGAUGAGGAGAGCCAUAGAAGCGCAGACCCCGCUACGCCGGGCUAGGGGACACCCACGAGAUAGCAUUGUGACAAGGGUAGCCAAACAAAAUCAAAUACCAGGAACUAGAGCGAGUGCUAGAAUUAAUCAUUCCGAGGUGCCAUCUCGAAAUCCCUCGCGAACCAACCAGCCGAGAGAAGUUCCGGUCCCCACUAGGAACAACCAAGUUCUCCCUCAAGAAGCCCGGAAUCAUAACCCAGAACCACCAAGGUCGACUGUGAACAACGAGAGACAACCUCCCUCUCCAAUCAGGCAUCCUCCUAUUGGAAAAAAAAUCAGAGUGCACAACGAAAUGGGAGUGCCAGAUGUGCCACAACCUCCUCCUCCGAGAGCAACUGGGGUGACCAUCAAUGAGCCAACUGGUGCCCCUCGACCUGCUGCUGCACCAGUCCCUCUAGGGAAGGGAAAAAAGAAGGCCACAGAGCCUAUUCUUGAGUCGUUGGACGAAAAGGGUACUGAUUUUACGCUUUUAGAUAGCCUGCCUAUUCUCUGUCACCUCUUCAACGGGGAUGACAUGGAUUCUGAAAACGUGUUAGACAUGUAUUGUGCUCUCGAGAUUCCUGAACCUUCUGCGAGCAAGAAGAAAGCGAGCAGGUGGCAUCAAGGGGAAAGCAGUAAAGCGCCUUCGGCCAAGAAAUCAUGUACCGCAGACCCUCCAGCAAACGUACCCUCAACAAAUGCCACACCACCUACUUCUCCCCUCGAGCGGCAAUCUCCACCUGCUCCAGUCGGGUCGACACCUUCCCCACUAGCCCCAGCUGCCCAGACACAGCAUGCUGCCCCUGCUUCCACAGGGGGCAACAUAUCGAGUCGUGCCCUAAGAUCAGCCAAGGACAGGAUGGCAACGAUUUUGAAGCAUGAACGUUGCCCAGAAGCGAUGGCUGGGACAGAGACGAUGGACGUCGAUCAUAUCUUAACUCGUGCUUUAAACAAGCUCGCGCAGUGUAAAUUGUGUUUUUUCUGUAGAGACUAA